Oldenlandia corymbosa var. corymbosa is the source of this 1589-nucleotide messenger RNA. Lineage: Eukaryota; Viridiplantae; Streptophyta; Magnoliopsida; Gentianales; Rubiaceae. The record is from the annotation of a GenBank genome assembly.
CGACUGGGUAUAGUCUGAAAGAAUGGGGGCGAAGAGAAAGAACUCCGGCGACGGCGAUGGAAGUUCGAACGGAGAUGGGAAAGAAGUCAAGAAAGCGAAAAAGAAAGAGAGUAUGGCGGAAUCAUUGCUUCCUUCGAUGAUAAAGAACAAAGAGAAGAGGUCAGAAGUCCAUGCCAAGCUUAAGCACCAGAAAAAGCUUGAGAAGCGUAAGAAGGCUAAGGCUCGUGAAGCUGCAGAGAAAAGGGCGCUGGACCUUGGAGAAGAGCCUCCACCGAAGAGUAUCCCUCGUACAAUUGAAAAUACUAGGGAGUUCGAUGAGACUAUUUGCAUGCCUGAUGAUGAAGAGCUAUUUGCUGGAAAUGAUGCGGACGAAUUCGCUCCAGUGUUGAAUCAGGAGCUGACUCCGAAGAUUCUGAUUACCACUUGCCGCUUCAAUUCAACUAGGGGGCCUGCCUUCAUAUCAGAUUUACUCUCUGUCAUCCCGAAUUCUGUCUACUACAAAAGAGGAACCUAUGAUCUCAAAAAGAUAGUAGAAUAUGCCAAAAAUAAAGACUUCAGUUUCGUUAUUGUUGUCCACACUAACCGUCGGGAACCAGAUGCUCUUUUAAUGAUCGGCUUGCCGAAUGGACCAACUGCCCACUUCAAGGUGUCAAAUCUUGUUUUGCGGAAGGAUAUUAAGAAUCAUGGCAAUCCGACCAGCCACAAUCCUGAGCUAAUAAUGAAUAACUUCACAACUCGUUUGGGACAUCGUAUUGGCAGGUUAUUUCAAUCGCUUUUCCCUCAAGAUCCCAAUUUCCGAGGUCGUCGAGUUGUGACGUUUCACAAUCAACGUGACUUUAUCUUCUUCCGUCACCACCGCUAUAUAUUUGAGACCAAAGAAAGCAAGCAGGUCUCAUCAAAAGGGAAAAAUGCUAAAACUGACAAGGAUGAGGGAAGCUCAGAGCCAAAAGUAAUAGCACGGCUUCAGGAGUGUGGUCCUCGAUUUACUUUGAAGUUACGUUCUCUACAACAUGGGACAUUUGAUUCAAAAGGAGGUGAAUUUGAGUGGGUUCACAAGCCGGAAAUGGACACUAGUCGCAGGAGGUUUUUCUUGUGAGACCUGCUUCUUGGUCAUGAUCAAUUACAACAGUUUCCAGGCAAAAGCAACGGGACCAAAUUGUGAAUGUCAUCUUAUGCUUGAUUCUUUCACAUAGUUGAUGCACCGAUUUGGUAUUUGGACAUUUUUCUAGGUGUGUGGGUUGCUGCAGGAGGGUGUAGGUGGUCUAAUAUUUAGGGUUCCGAGUUGUCUAUUUUGGAUUGAGCAGCGUUAUGUAUAUGAAUGGAAGUGCAGGGAGCUUAUUUGAGUAGGUUUUACAUUAUGUGAUGAUUAAAGAGGCGCUGAUUAUACAUGAUCAAAAAGAUAUUAGCUUUGUUGAUUUUUGUUUUUUCGGGAAGCACUGUUGAUUUUGAUUUCUUUGUCUGCAUUUGUUUAGGCUGUAUUCAUAUCAUGAUGUGGGGCUGUGCAAAUUCCUACAUAGCAUUUCUGUCUGUUUGCUUGCAAAGCAUUUUAAUAACCUUCCCUCUUUAAAAUACAAUCAACAUUUUGACAA